Danaus chrysippus (African queen) is the source of this 927-nucleotide messenger RNA. The record is from the annotation of a GenBank genome assembly. NCBI's taxonomy places the organism in Eukaryota, Metazoa, Arthropoda, Insecta, Lepidoptera, Nymphalidae.
AUGAUACGAGAAUUCUAUGACAGUUCAGAUGAAGAUGAAAUGGAAAGUCAGUUUCAGAUAGAUCCAGAAUGUUUGGUUCUCACUCGACCGGCUAGGGACAUGCAUAAUCGAUGUUGUGGCGGCAAAGCAUGGUGUAUACGGGAUAUAUGUGGUAUAAUUUGUGCGAUCCUAACAUGGCUUCUGAUCUUGUAUGCGGAGUUUGUUGUUAUGAUGGUGAUGCUUCUGCCCGGCGUAUCAACUUAUCCGUUGUACAGCUAUGUGAAUAUCAUCAUCUUCCAAACCCUAGCAUUCCUGGCUUUUGCCUCUCAUUUGAGAACAAUGUUUACCGAUCCUGGUGCGGUACCAAAAGGGAAUGCGACUAAGGAGAUGAUAAAACAAAUGAGCUUCCGUGAAGGUCAGGUGAUAUUCAAGUGCACCAAAUGCUGCAGCAUCAAGCCUGAGAGGGCUCACCACUGUUCAGUAUGCCAGCGAUGUAUCAGAAAGAUGGAUCACCACUGUCCCUGGGUCAACAACUGCGUGGGCGAGAAUAAUCAGAAAUAUUUUGUGCUAUUCACCUUCUACAUAGCGGCUAUAUCGAUUCACUCGCUGACGCUGUCGGUGUACCAGUUCGUGACGUGUAUAAGACACGAGUGGCGUGACUGCAGCACAUAUUCACCGCCGGCCACCGUUGUGCUGCUGCUGUUCCUCAUAGCUGAGGCACUGCUGUUCGCGAUCUUCACCGCCGUUAUGCUUGGGACACAGUUACACGCUAUUUGGAACGAUGAAACCGGUAUCGAGCAACUGAAGAAGGAACAGGCACGUUGGGUCCGGAAGUCAAGAUGGAAGAGUAUACAAUCUGUAUUCGGAAGAUUCUCAAUCCUAUGGUUCUCGCCGUUCACACAACCGUCACCGAAAACAAAGCUCGAGAGCUAUCUAUAUAGCGUCUAA